Pleuronectes platessa (European plaice) is the source of this 9254-nucleotide messenger RNA. Its product is annotated as solute carrier family 45 member 4. The coding region runs from base 1354 to 4014 and encodes 886 amino acids. Gene Ontology annotation, biological process: transmembrane transport. The transcript is spliced from 16 exons. The record is from RefSeq and is a predicted model, not a curated record. Gene Ontology annotation, cellular component: membrane. Gene Ontology annotation, molecular function: sucrose:proton symporter activity. Lineage: Eukaryota; Metazoa; Chordata; Actinopteri; Pleuronectiformes; Pleuronectidae.
CUGUGUCAAAAACAAAAAGAGCCAGAGAGGAGCAGACAGGCGCUCGGCCAGAGCUCCGGUUUCUAAGUGGGCUGCUCUAAUUAUACAGUGUUGUGUUAUGUCGGGGCAGGUGAGGAGGGUUUAAAAACAGACCCGGAGGCUGCAGGGCACGAAUUAGCUUCAUGCGCUUUCAUCGCUGCAGCGUCGUGACCAACCAGGAGCGAGAGGUUUGCAUCUGAGCGCGGAGCUGCAGGUGUUGACGAGCGGACAUCAUGACAACACUGCGGGAGAACAGGACGAGAUGCCUGCGGUACGACUUCAGGGCUUAAGAUUGCAGCCUGGACCAAACAACAACGUCUCAACGACAUUGAUGAAGCUUUUAGGGCCUUUUGAUUGAUCAGCCAAUCGAUGGGGAUUUUCAGAGGAGCUCCGCCUACCAUCGCUGCCUGCCCUCCUCCUGCCCCCUCCCCCCGCGCCCCCACCCACUCCGUCAUCCAGCCCUUAAUACACAAAAUGACUCUGGAACUCACUGAAUGGUCUUCAAUAUGGAUUUUUACUGCUUGUAAUAGACAGUAAGAAAAAAAGGAAAACAAAAAAGAGGGAGACAACCUCAAUGACAAAAAAGCCAUAAACACACCCAUCACACGCACACACACACACACAUACACCACAGACACGCAUACACAAACGCACCACUGGCAUACACAAACAGGCAUGAAAACACUGACAUACCAACAUACUGAUUGAAGCUCACAGUGUUUGCAAGGCAUGCUCUCACCUGACAUCACACUCACAAAGAAGCGGACGCACAAACUCCCGCUUGGAAUGUACCGCACACUCUACCUGUGAAAAUUCUGCUGCUUCCUUUAUUUUGGGGGAUUUUUGAAAGCUUUUUUUUUUUUGGUGAUUUUCUUAGUGGAGAUAACAAGGCGGCAAGAGGAGGAUUUAAAAAAAAAAAAACGCCUUGGAUUUGAAGUGUUUUUGGACAACUUAGGACAAAUGAUUGCUGAUUGACUCUUGUUUUCUGUAUUUUAGCAGAUCAGGAAAUUGAGAAUUGUGUUAGGUGUGUUGAUAAGUUUCUUUUUUAAUUUCAGAUAGAUUUCAUGACUUAGAUUGCUCGGACAUUAUCUGUUAUUCUUGUGGUAUUAGCACUUGAUCACUUCACCAAAACCUUUAAUAGGUAAUAACUAGCAAGUUACAACGACAGGCGAGUUGUAGCAUGUAAAGAUUGUAAUUAAGUUACUUCCAGGAAGUCAUUACUAGUAUUUAGAGUAACUACAACCUUGAUCCACAAAGUAGUUUGUGGAAGUAGUUGUUUUUUCUUUGGUAGUUCUCCGAUUUUUCAAGGGGUGCGCUUGUUUUCUUGUUGCGUGCAUGCUUACCGCCAUGCCUCCUCAGAACACAGAGGCUGACGCUAUGCAGGUCGGAUCUCUGGUUGGCGGUGUCAACGCCAAAAACUCCUCUGCAUCGGGAUUGGAAGAGGAUAAAGGAGGAGCAGGAGGCAAGACGGAUGGAUCGGGAGGAGGCGGGGGAGGAACCGGUGGUGGUGGGGAGGAGGUGGCGAGCGAAGAAUCGAUAGAAGGCAUCCCCAUGAAAAGAUGGUUGAUGCACGGGGCUGUGAUGUUCGGCCGGGAGUUCUGCUACGCCAUGGAGACGGCGCUGGUGACGCCCGUGCUGCUGCAGAUUGGUCUUCCAGAGCAGUACUACAGCCUGACGUGGUUCCUCAGUCCCGUCCUCGGCCUCAUGUUCACCCCCCUGAUCGGCUCGGCCAGCGACCGCUGCACUCUGCGAUGGGGCAGGAGGAGACCCUUCAUCCUGGCUCUCUGUAUCGGCACGCUGAUCGGAGUGGCUCUGUUUCUGAAUGGAUCGCUGAUAGGUCUGUCACUAGGUGACGAGCAGGGAAAACAACCGAUCGGCAUUGUUCUCACCGUGCUGGGAGUCGUGGUGCUGGACUUCUGUGCAGACGCCACGGAGGGACCAAUCAGGGCGUAUUUGCUAGAUGUGGCAGACACAGACGAGCAGGACAUGGCGCUCAACAUCCACGCCGCCUCAGCAGGUCUUGGCGGCGCAGUCGGCUACGCUCUCGGAGGCUUGGACUGGACGCACACCUUCCUCGGAGCAAUCUUCAAGUCUCAAGAGCAGAUCCUGUUCGUCUUCGCCGCCAUCCUCUUCUCAAUCUCUGUGGUGUUGCAUCUCUUCAGCAUCGAGGAGCAGCCGUACUCCCACCAACACGACAAGCUGGAUCAGGAGAGCCCAGAUCCCAACAACAAGCGACUUUCAGCCAAUGGCAAGGCAGGAUUUAUUGGUCCCAAGUUGGAAAUGAUAGGAGAGGAUGAAACGAUAGACAGCUACGACCUUUACGACCCCUAUGAAGAUGACAUGUCGGAUCGGGGAGAUAUGGACAUGGACUUUUUGGAGGUUGAGCUUGUAAGAAGUAAAAGUGACAGUGUUCUCGCCAUGGCCGACGGCGACCACCUGGACCAUGAUGCAAUGUGGUUGUGCCACCUAGAACCGUCCAUCUUCACCGACCGCCUCUCGCCCUAUCAAGGCUCGCCACCUACAAACUCCUCCUUAUUCAACGCCAAUCACAGCACCCCCCCUCCCCGGUGUACCAACAUCAGACGCAGCAGCAGCACAGGAAGCGAGGACCUGCUCCGGCCCCAAAACAACAACCACCAAUCGAACGCUCUCACACCCAGGGUUUCCCGCCUCUCGGCUUUCUUACAAGAAAUGGAGAACGACGACGGACAGGAGGCGCUGCUCAACAACCAGCUCAACGAGCAGCGGACGCUGAACGGCCGGCUGUUAGCCGGUGUAAACAAUGAUGAGAGAUAUAACACCAACAGCCUGAGCUCUAAAGGGCAGGCCCACCGUGCUGGGAUGGUCAAAGCCGCCAGCACCGGAGCUCCCACGAGGCAAUGGCAUCACCGCCAUAUCUUCUACCGCCAGCCGUCCUGCACCUUCUCCUACUACGGCCGAGUUGGGAGCCAGCGUUACCGCUACCGCCGGGCCAACGCCGCCUUCCUCAUCAAGCCGUCUCGCAGCAUGAGCGACCUCUGCGAGGUGGAGACCCGACACAGGAGGAGGAGCAGACAGAGGAGCAGACACAGAAGUGGAAACACAAACUCCUCCAGCGGCGACACCGAGAGCGAAGAGGGCGAGGUUGAGACCACCGUGCGCCUGCUGUGGCUCUCCAUGCUGAAGAUGCCUCCAGAGCUGCUGCGACUCUGCGCCUGUCACCUGCUCACCUGGUUCUCCAUCAUCGCAGAGGCCGUCUUCUUCACCGACUUCAUGGGACAAGUCAUCUACCAUGGAGAUCCCACCGCUCCUGCCAACUCUACUUUGCUGGUAAACUAUCACAGAGGAGUUCAGAUGGGAUGUUGGGGACUCGUUAUAUAUGCCAUGACUGCUGCCACCUGCUCAGCUCUCCUUCAGAAAUACCUUGACAACUUUGACCUGAGCAUUAAGGUCAUCUACAUCCUGGGGACACUUGGAUUCUCCAUAGGAACUGCAGUCAUGGCAAUCUUCCCGAAUGUGUAUGUGUCCAUGGUGAUGAUCAGUACCAUGGGCAUCAUCUCCAUGAGUAUCUCCUACUGUCCGUAUGCUCUGUUAGGACAGUAUCACGAAAUGAAACAGUACAUCGAGCACAGUCCUGGAAACUCCCGGAGAGGCUUUGGCAUUGACUGUGCUAUCUUAUCGUGCCAGGUGUACAUCAGUCAGAUCAUGGUGGCCUCCGGGGCCGGUGCUGUGGUGGAAGCUGUUGGCAGCGUCCGUGUUAUUCCCCUGAUGGCCUCUGGGGGCUCCCUCCUCGGCUUCUUCACUGCGUGCUUUUUGGUCAUUUACCCGUCGCCAAACAGCGGGGAGGGGGACUCGGCCAAAGCUUCAGAAAAACGGGCCUUGACGAAGCUGGAAAAUCCCAAAAGCACGGCCGUAGCCGUGGUGAAAGAGAAACCCAGCUUCCUGAAACUCAAUAAGGAGGGGAAGGCCACGACCACCACCACUUCCUGUCACAUGGAAAACGAGUCUGCCCUGUGAUUGGCUGGCUAAAUUCAACAGAGACUUUGCUGCAGACACACUUAAAUUAAUUUUAAUCAUCAAUGCUGUUGGAAAAGACAAAAGGAUUUACCCUCCAUUCUCGCUGUGCUGGAGUUUACAGACAUCUGGAAGAGAGAGGGGGGUGGUCGGGAAAAUCCGAAAACAACCCAACCUGGUGUGGGACCAGCGUCAUACCAGACCAACCUACCCAACAAAAAAAAAAAUCAUUCUGGUCCCAGUGCUGUUUUAGCUUUCUCCAAAAAACCUUUCAUUUAAACCUCACAUCGCCCAGAAGUGAGUCAUUCAUUGGUCAUGGUUUUAAAGCAACACUAUGUAACUUUUACUGAGCAGCAGCGCCCUCUGCAGCCACAAGUGGUGAAUACAUCUGCAAAGCAAACAAAAAUUGCUCCGUCCCACUUGCUGAGCUAAAAAUUGUCAGAAAGGUGUUUACUCCUCACAACUCUCGCUUCCCAAACAGGAGGCGCUGUCACUACUAAAGGCUCCAAAGUCGUUUUGGAAAGUUGUCUCGUUGAAUAUCGAAGAUUGAUCGGAGAUUUCAUUUAACUUGCUGGGCCAGGAUUUCAGUUUAAGUUAAGUUUUAGCUGCAACGGUCAUCUAGAAGAGAUUGUACUCACUCACCAAAGUUGCAUACAGUGACGAGCCCUUCAGGAUGCGGAGUGAGAAUGAAAGAGUAAAGUAGUUGCAUAGUGUUGCUUUAAGUUGAGGUCUUCUCUGUCUCUCAGGGCCUCUAGGAGGUGCCACUGAGCAGCCGCCUGGACAGGAAACUUCAGGGGAUUCUCAUUCAUACAAACUCUCACAUGCACAUAAACACCUCUUCAUCUGAAUCAGAUGAACAAACUGAACAAUGAACACUGUUGAUGACCAUUAGUCUUCGAAAGUUGCAUUCAUUAAAAAAAUAUUGUUCUUCCUCGCUGUGGAAUCGGAUCGCUGGAAUCUUUGCUUCAUCAUGUGGACGCUCAUCGACAAGAGAGAGAGUGUGUGUGUGCGGACUUGGCGUCACCAAAGUGAACACACUCCGUUUUGCGGGACUUUAACAGCACUCAGCGACAGUAGCUUUAAGACUCUAGAGACUUUUGGAAACCUGUUUCAACAGGGGAAAGAAUCGAUCUGGAGCCCCCACGUUGAUUGCAGGUGAUCUGUUUUGCCCUGCGUCACACGGCAGAGGUGCUCGCAUCUUAAAUUCAGCUUUCACUCCGGGGCAAAGGUGACAAUAUUUACGAGGAUCUGUGGACAAGUGUGAAGUUGCCUUUCAAUGCUGAGAGUUAGGAACAAGAAUAAAAAGAGAGCUGAUGUGUAUUGAGUGAAAUUCCAGGAAAAGAAAGAGCAAAGAUGCAAUAUGUGCAGCAAACAGGGGCAUUACAAUCCCAAAUACUAUUUUCAUGAUUUUUUUGUGGACUCAGAGAAAAAAACGAUGAUGCUUCUGUUCAUUUUGGAUAAUCACACUAACCUACAUGCUGCAUGUCGGAGGAGCGGAGGAGAAAACAACCAAACGGCACAGGAGAAGAGAAGAGAUGUGUGGAGCUUCUCUCUCCUUUUUAUUUUGCUUAAUUCUUUUAACACAAUGUUUGUCACCAACUGCACAUUAGCUGAGCCAUUGUCGAUAAAAGUGUUGCAGCGUUUAGUUGUUUGUGAUCCUCUCUGUUGGGCUGUUUGAUUAGUGUGUUUCCUGACGCUCCGCGGUUCCAGUGACUCAACCAGUAAUGACCAGUGUCUGCAAUGGGACAUAAGCAUAAUAGAAUGGAUCCUGGUUUCCUAAAAGAAAAAUCAGGUUUCUGGGGCCCGUGUGAUGUAAGACAGAGAGAGAGAAGGAAAAAAAGAGAUGUGUGACUUGAGCCUCUAUGGAGGAUUGUGGUUCUGUUACAGGAGCCAUGGACCAUUUCAACAGGCCAAAUAUGAUCAUUACAGUGAAGCAGUAAUUGGUAGAUAAGUUGCUAAUGACUUAUGUUGCAUGUUAAAUUAAAAUCCAACGGAGGGAUUAGAAACCAGAUUAGAGGAGGAUUGAAGACAUUUAUUCACUUCAAAAAAUCCAAAAGUUUUUAUGGAACCGGCUUUUUAUUUGUUUUCUGACAAAGCAGGUGGUUUGUUGCAAUAAAGGCCUUAGUUAAUCAGCCGGUCGUUGGCCAGCGUGAGGUGGUGUUUUGCGGACGGAGCAGGGUUGUUGGUUCCAGGUGUUUUUCCUGCAUCUGUCGUGGGGGAAAGGGCCGUGGAUCUGCGUCAGUUUUUCCUUUCAGCUCAAUCAGCUGAAACAUGCAAAUGGAAAGGAAUCGAGAUGUACAUCGCUGUCGGUUCAUUUAACGAUGAAAGGAUGUUUUAUUUGACCGUGUAUUCCAGAUUUUAGUGCAGAAGUUUUGGGGUUUUAGGAGAGAGUUUACUGAUUGUUGUUUUCGCACUCGGGUGGAUGCUGUUACAGAGUUUUUUUCGCACGAACUAGAUUCCUUCCAUAAUUUCAGGUACAUUCACUCAGUCCCAGAGCAGAGUGGAGAGGAGGAGGAGGACGAUUUCUGCUUCCCAGGUGGACACUGCUCUUGCUGUAGUUAUGGGACGAUGUCAAAGAGACAAGGGGGUGCAGGUGCUGUGGCUUUUCCACAGCUUCUGGAACUACUAGGGCAAUAAAACAUUCUGUAUUUUAAAAAAAAAUGUAAACACACAAAAAAAACUGACACACAACUUCAGUUUAUGGAAAAACAUGAAGAUAAAAAAACAAACACUUUGUGUUUGGGAGGUUUGCAUGUGACAACAGCGAUAAUGCAUGUGUGGAACACCAAAGUAUGACUCUGUACAACUCACUCAAUCUCUUUACUUAUUUUCCUCAUAGGUCAGGGAUGUAUUUUCUAAUGCAUGGCUGGAUGUUUGUGUCUUUUUAAAAAAAACUUAAAUGUGUUUUUAAAAAAACAUAAAAGCCCAACAUGUACUCUUUUAGCUGAAGCAUUGUGCUUGGUGUGGGUCAGUACACUUUUAACAAGCAUGUGACUUUUUACAGUUUUGCACAUUUAUGAGUGAAGUUUCCGGCGAGACGUGUGUGUGUGUGACGCUCCUUGUUAAAAGUGUCGGCGAGAAACUCCAAGCCGUGAAUACUUGAAGUGCAACUUGAGCGUUUCAGUUCCAAUGCAGUGGAAAGUUUUUUGAUUUUUCCUUUUCUUUCUCGGAGGGGGUGUUGCUCAUGAUAUCCCAAGCCUUCUUACUGUUGACUCUGGAAUGUUCCGGCAGCGCGGCCGCCCGCUUGGCCUGCUGGGAGGUUGAGCUCUUACCUUUUGAUUCCAUCUGGUGACUUAAAUUUUUUCUCUUUUUUUCUGAAAAAAGUCAAUGAAUGUGAGUUGAUUUCAGCAGAAAUCACUUUUAGUUUUGAUGUUUGACGAGCCGGGGGGUGGGGGGGGGGAUCUGACAUUGCACAGAACUUGCACAUAAUAAGUUAAAAACAAAACAUAAACCGUAGAAUUGUGUUGUAUAAGAAAGAAAAAAAAAUAACUGUGGAUAUUUAUUUUUUUGUUUUUGAGUUUUCCUAUCUAUAAAGGACACUUUUCACUAUAGUUUCCAAAGGGUAAAGUAAAACUUAUUCUAUUUACUGUUACAGGAGAUGGUUUAAAAGUGGACAGAGAAAUGUGUGUUUGUUUGCACCUGUGAGAGGUUGUGUCACGGUUGCUCAUGUGAAGCAAAAAGCAAGGAUAUGUUUAAAAUGUCAUCUCGGUGUUUGUACUGGUUCUCUGUUCGUUGCAAUCACCUGGUUUACACUUAACUCUGGAAUCAAUGGCUGCAAUACCAGAGGUUACUUACGAGUCUGUCGUCUCUGUUCUUGUGUUUUAACUCAAUUAGAAAACGUAUUUUUUGUUCCUGUGUCUGUUCUUAUACUUCAGGCGGGGUCACACACACGCACACACAUGCACGCGCACACACGCAAGAGUUUGGCCUUUGCACUUUUUUCAGUGGCAGCCGUGUUGGCGCCACCCUCCUGAUCACUGAACGAAUGUGAUGCUGUUUUCUUAUUUCCAGCCAGCACUUGUCAGUGGCAGCCGCAUGGCGGCCAUGCAGUUAGUCCGACCUGGUCGAACUGUGUAUGUAUGUGUGUGUGUGUGUGUGUGUGUGUGUGUAUGUGUGGCGCUGCCUCAAGUAAACUGUUAACGAUGGAGGAGAGAAAUGCCUAAAUUCUUCUGAUCUUCACUGAUAUUAAAUCAAGAAAAAUACUUAAAGAAUGGGAAAGCAAGUAUGCGCAGUGUACUAUAUAUAAUAUGCCUUGUUAUUUGAGAAAAAAAGAUGUAAAUAUACAUAUUUCUCUUUUAGUUUCUUCUUUUUUGCUGCUAUGAAAAAGAUGAUUAUUUUUGUUAGUAGUUUUGUUUUCUAUACAAAGACUGUGUAUAUAUAUAUAUAUAUACAUACAUAUAUAUCUCUGUGUUCUGUAAAUAUGCUUGAGCCUUCAUAUGUAGGACUCUGGAUGAACACUGUAUGAAACUCACCUCUUAAAUCUGUUCAGCAGUUAAACAACAAUGACUCGUUUCAUUAUUUAACCUUUCAAUCUCACCAUCAGGAAAAUGAAGAGCACAACGGCACCACACGACAAAAGAAAACAAGUCUUAAGAGGAUAUAGAAACUUAUUUUUGUUUACUUAGUGAAUCAUUUCCUGUGGGUAGAAAAGUGAGUUUUGUGUCUGUGUCAUCAGACUGUUGUCGGCUGGAGAUCAAAUCACGAGUAUGUGUAGGAAAAUCAAAUCAUGAUUACGACCUUCACAUAUAUUCCUAUUUUAUUGAGUUAUGUGUUUUAUGUAUGUAUUUCUGUUCUAAUUAAUCCUAAUAAUAUUUAUUUUAAAAUGUAACUAUCGAGAAACAACAUGUAUAUAAUGCACAUCAAAAGAUUCAUGAAUUCAAAAGGUUAGAAAUUGUUGACGUUUUUUUUUUUUCAACUUACAAGUGAAGGUUAUUAAUAAUAACUUCCCCUAAUGGUAUACAUUUAAAUCGCUUUCACUUGGUAGAUUGUUGUUCUGUAAAAUAUGAGCAGGAAUGACUCAUUUAAACAAAUUUGGUAACAGAAAAGAGAAAGCAUCUUCAGCUACUUCAGAUGGAGUAAGAAGAAAAACAACACUAAAAGUUUUAUUUUUUUCAAAUGUCAUGGUCACAAAAUCGUCUGGUCUGAAGAACAUUUUCUUUUGUGUGAGUUUUGCAAGUAAAACCAAUUCUUAUUAAGGGAACAAUUAAACAACACUGGAACCAAAAUGAGAAUCCUUAACUGUU